This is a messenger RNA of Amborella trichopoda, 733 nucleotides long. NCBI's taxonomy places the organism in Eukaryota, Viridiplantae, Streptophyta, Magnoliopsida, Amborellales, Amborellaceae. The record is from RefSeq and is a predicted model, not a curated record.
UGACUCGGGCAACAGAGUACAAAAGUAAUUUUUGUCCCUUAAAUUACGUGGGUUUUACGUGGGUUAAGAGCAAGUUGCUACGCAAACUCUCCUCCUCCUCCUCAUAUCGCCACACAGUCUUCCACUACAACCUCCUCAUCAAACACAGAGUCGUGCCCUCCACGCUUUUGCACCAUCCUCUGCUUCGUCACCUUCAUCUCCAAUUCCCUCGUGGCAAUGUAUGCUCGAUGCUCCAAGUCUUCGAUGAAAUGCUCGAGAGGGGCACAGUAUCAUGGAACUUCCUCAUCGCUGCCUACUUGCAAAAUGACCAUCCUGCUGGUGCACUCGAUGUCUUUGCUCACAUGAUGAUGCAUGAGAACCCCAAGCCCGACAGAGUCACUGUUGUAAAUGCUCUUCCUGCAUGCCGCACCUUGCGAGCGGGUCGCUCUAGCAGAGAAAUACACACGUAUACAAUGCGUCGUGGACUCUUUGAAGAUAUCUUUGUGGGUAACACUUUGAUCGAUACGUAUGCCAAAUGCGAAUUAAUGGGAGAAGCGCUCUCUGUGUUUGAGAACAUGGGGGUUAAGGACAUUGUGUCAUGGAUUUCGAUUGUUACCGGAUUGUCACAAAAUGGGAGAUGUGAGGAAGCGAUGGAAAUCAUGGCAGAGAUGGAGGCCUUGAAGAUUGGUUUGAAUGUUCUCGGAAAAUUGUUUCAUGCCGGCUGCAUCACAUUUCCACGAUAUGCGGUCUAGAA